Messenger RNA from Trichoderma harzianum CBS 226.95, 1107 nucleotides. RefSeq lists its product as hypothetical. The coding region runs from base 1 to 1107 and encodes 368 amino acids. NCBI's taxonomy places the organism in Eukaryota, Fungi, Ascomycota, Sordariomycetes, Hypocreales, Hypocreaceae. Gene Ontology annotation, molecular function: FMN binding; NADPH dehydrogenase activity. The record is from RefSeq and is a predicted model, not a curated record. The transcript has a single exon.
AUGGAAAACAACAACCUUUUCAAACCUUUGACAAUAGGCAAUAUAGUGUUGAGCCAUCGCAUAGGAAUGGCUCCGCUAACUCGCCUCCGUGCAACGGACGAUCGUGUUCCUCUGCCGCUUAUGGCCGAAUACUACAGCCAGCGGGCGGCCGUGCCGGGCACUCUAAUCAUCAGCGAGGGCACAUUAAUAUCACCCGAGUCUUGUGGUGGAUUUCCAAAUGCGCCUGGUAUAUGGAGCGAAGAACAAAUUACCGCCUGGCGAUCAGUCACCGAUAAAGUUCAUGACAAAGGAAGCUUCAUCUUCUGCCAGAUCUUUGCCUUCGGACGUGCUGCGGACAAGGAGACAGCUAAAAAGGACGGAGUCGACAUUGUAGGCCCUAGUCCUAUCCCCAUUGAUGAAACCGCACCAGUACCACGCUCUAUGACACUUGAGGAGAUCAAGCAAACAGUCCAAGACUUUGCAACAGCUGCAAAAAACGCCAUGCUUGCAGGCUUUGACGGUGUCGAAGUCCAUGGUGCAAACGGCUACCUGAUUGACCAAUUCAGUCAAGAUAAUAGCAAUCAGCGCCAUGAUGACUACGGUGGCAGCGUUGAGAACAGAUCCCGCUUUAUAGACGAAGUCAUGAAAGCUGUCGUCGACGCUAUAGGGCCAGAACGAGUCGGGCUUCGUCUUAGCCCAUGGAGUUCAUUUCAGGGCAUGAAAAUGACAGAUCCGAUUCCCCAGUUUUCAGACAUCAUACGCAGGGCUAAUAAGCUGAACUUGGCUUACCUUCACCUGGUGGAAUCUCGCAUAUCUGGCGCCGAAGACUACGAAGGCAGCGAAACACUGGACUUCGCCUAUGAACUCUGGGACAAACCGCUUCUGAUUGCUGGUGGCUACAAGGUUGAAGAUGCCCAGCAACUAAUCAAUAAAUAUCCUUCCAAGGAUAUUGUCGUCAUGUACGGAAGAUUUUUUAUUGCAAACCCCGAUCUGGUGUAUAAGAUCAAGGAAGGGCUGCAACUUACUCACUACAAACGCGAGACAUUCUAUACACCAUACGAGGCAUCGGGCUACAUUGACUAUCCUUUUAGCGCGCAGUUCCUGAAAAGCCAGAAUGUCUCAACCUAG